This is a messenger RNA of Setaria italica (foxtail millet), 1663 nucleotides long. Its product is annotated as transcription factor MYB59. Gene Ontology annotation, molecular function: DNA-binding transcription factor activity; sequence-specific DNA binding. The record is from RefSeq and is a predicted model, not a curated record. Gene Ontology annotation, biological process: regulation of DNA-templated transcription. Lineage: Eukaryota; Viridiplantae; Streptophyta; Magnoliopsida; Poales; Poaceae. Gene Ontology annotation, cellular component: nucleus.
AGGUAUUAGGCAAGAUAUGCAGCUAGCUUCUAUCAUGCGGGCGGCACUGAUCCAGCCGCUGAGCUCACCACGCACCAUUCGGCACUCACCUGCCUGCUCGAUCCAUCUCUAAUCUGUUAGCCAUAUCCACCAUUAAUUAUAUUCUGCUCAUGCUUUCUCUCUCUCUCUCUAAUCUCUCUCCCUCUAACCUCAUGUGAACCUGAUAUAAAGGGGAGGCCAGGUGAAGGGAAGGAAUCAAACUAGCUAGCUAGCUGCCUAGUUCUUCUUCCUCCUCUCGAUCGAUCGAUCAAGCAUCCAGGCUCGAUCUUACUUUAUUUUUCUGUCGCCUCGACGCCGGCGGGAGAGCGACCACCAUGUCCAUGUGUAGCAGGAACAAGGACGGCGAGCAGAUCAUCAUCAGGGCCGGCGGCGCGGCGGCGGCGGCGGCGCCGGCGACGAUGAGGAAGGGCCCGUGGACGGAGGAGGAGGACGCGCAGCUGGUACGGUUCGUCCGCCUGUUCGGCGAACGCCGAUGGGAUUUCUUAGCAAAGGUGUCAGGUUUGCGCGGUGGCGGGUGCAUCGAUCCGUCCCCAUGCAUCCUCGCGAGCAUGCGUGAGGGCCGAUCGACCAAGGUCCACGGGCAAUGGCGUGAGGUGUUAACCGUUUGCUUCUUCUUCUCCUUGGCUCUUCUCCGUCACCGUGCUGCAGGUCUGAGGCGCACCGGCAAGAGCUGCCGCCUCCGGUGGGUCAACUACCUCCACCCGGGCCUCCGCCGCGGCCGCAUCACCGCCGACGAGGAGCGCCUCAUCGUCCAGCUCCACGCGCAGUGGGGCACCAGGUGGUCGCGCAUCGCCAGGAGCCUCCCCGGCCGCACGGACAACGAGAUCAAGAACUUCUGGAGGACGCGCACCAGGAAGAAGGCGCUCGAGGAGAGGCGGCACGGCGGCGACAAGACGGCGACGGCGGCGUCGCCUCUGUCCUCCUCUGUGACGACGGCGUCCUGCUGCCCUGGCUCUCCGACCACGCCGUCCUCGUCGGCAGCGGCAUCAUCCGACGAUUCAGCGCUGCGGGAAGGCAGCGGCAGCGGCAGCGGCGGCGACGACGCCGAGCUCGAGGAGGCGUCGACGGCCACUGCGGCGAGCCAGCACCAGCAGCCGCAGGAGUACUGCUGCACCAUGGACCAGCUGUGGAACGAGAUCGCGGCAGCCGAUGCGGCGGCGAGCUACGUGCUCGACGGCUGGGGAGCCGCUGGCCAUUGUUAUUAUGGUGCGGCCGCUGAGCCGCCGCCGAUGCCGUCGUCGCCGGUGUGGGAGUACAGCUCGGAUUAUUCGCUCUGGAGAAUCGACGACGAGGAAUACUACAGGGAGACGAUGCUCGACGCCUCCUGAUCCGUCGAUGCAUAUGAUAUCGAUCCAUCCAUUCAUCUUUCAUAUGCUGGUAGAGCUAGAUUAUUAUCUGAAUGCUCUGCAUGCGACGAGUGUUUUCACAUCAUUUGUACGUGUAAGAGAAAAAUUAGGAGCGAUGAUGAGCGAGGUAGAUUAUCAUGGUGAGAGAACUGUGUAUUGAUGGUAGCUGAAGUAGUGACUGUCUGAAUAUAUAGUUUCAAUUGUCUGAAUCACAUCACCUGAUGCUUGUAGCCUGUACUUGCUCGUGCAGCUUAAAAAUCGAUGAUAUGGUGGUCCUA